Messenger RNA from Ilex paraguariensis (yerba mate), 474 nucleotides. Lineage: Eukaryota; Viridiplantae; Streptophyta; Magnoliopsida; Aquifoliales; Aquifoliaceae. The record is from the annotation of a GenBank genome assembly.
AUGACUAGUAAUGCUAAACUAGACUCUACAUAUCUUCAUACUAAUGGAAAUGCUAAUCUACCAGACCAUGUAAAUGCUAAUGGAGAGCAGAUGCCUAUAGCUGCCUCAAGCAUGAUUCGUUCCCAUAGUGUAUCCGAUGACCUGCAUGGCGUUCAACCUGAUCCUAUAGCAGCUGAUAUUCUUAGGAAAGAGCCAGAGCAUGAAACUUUUAGUAUGCAAAGUAAUUAUCUAAGGAUUGCAUCUUAUCAAAAAAAAAUAAGACUUGUGUUGGGAGAAAAAUGUUCAAGCUACAUUCUGCAGGCUACAUCAGCCAAGUUGGUUAGUCAGAUACUUGGUUUUCAGGCAAUCGAGGUAAAUGCUAGUGACAACGGUGGACAGGAUGAUGCCAAAGUCGAGAAAGGAAUAGGUGGAAGUACAUCAAAUUCUAUAAAGGAACUUGUUAAUAAUGAAGCUCUGAGCGUUAAUAUGGAUUAG